UUGCCAGGGGCGCCACGCCGCUGCAUCACCAGCACGCUUCGCUCCCGCCCCCGCCCCCGCCCCCGUCCCUGGGGCAAGGCUGGCGCCGGGUCUCCUCAGCCGCAUGAAGCAAGUGCUUUCCAGCUCUGGCCUCGCCCCCCGAAUCUGCGCGCCUCAGCGGGGAACCCCAGGUCUCCUCCUGCUGCGGCCUCCUGGCUCAGAGGGCCCCCUCCUGUGCUGAGACACCCUACAGUACCCCGAGGACACGUCGGCCCGGGAGAGGCGGGAGGCGGAUCCUACUUCUGUUUCCGCCAAGGCGCCCCGGCCCAGGCGUUCGGUGCUGCUUGAGCCACCCCAGCUCCGCUCACUGGGCCUCAGUUUCCCUGCCUUUAAAAGAAAGACGCGGGGGUAGAUGUGAGGCCGUUCAGUUCAGGCGCUCGGUCGUGUCCGACUCUUUGCGACCCCCAUGGGCUGCAGCACGACAGGGCUUCCCUGUCCAUCACCAACUCCCGGCGAUGUGGGGCAGGGUGUUUGAAAAAGGACGGACUGGUGUGUGCCUCGACCCCCGGCCCAGCGGGCAGCUCCGGCGGCGUGGGCGGGACUGCCACGUGACCCGAUUGCUGUGGCAGCGGCGGUAACAAUCAGGCCCGCGGCCCCGCCCCUUCUCACCCCUGCUCUCCCACCCCACCCACCCCUCCUCACAAGCCCCGGGAAGGGCCUCCCCGCCCCUCCCGGGCCCCAGACACCUGCGGAGACUCUCCGGCUUCAGGGCGCUCCAUUGAGUGAAGGCCGCUCUAGGACAACCAAGCUUCCUCCGUGCCCCGGUGAGCACGUAGAAUGAUGAAUGAGGUGAAGGAGUCCCUGCGGAGCGUGGAGCAGAAGUACAAGAUCUUCCAGCAGCAGCAAUUCACCUUCAUUGGGGCCCUGGAACACUGCAGGGAGAAUGCCCACGACAAGAUCCGGCCCAUCUCCAGCAUCGGACAGGUGCAGAGCUACAUGGAGCACCACUGCAGCAACUCCACAGACCGGCGCAUCCUGCUCAUGUUCCUGGACAUCUGCUCGGAGCUCAGCAAGCUCUGCCAGCACUUCGAGGCCCUGCACGCUGGCACCCCCGUCACCAACAACCUCCUCGAGAAAUGCAAGACCCUCGUGAGCCAAAGCAAUGACCUGAGCAGCCUGCAAGCCAAAUACCCCCACGACGUGGUGAACCACCUCAGCUGUGACGAGGCCCGGAACCACUAUGGAGGUGUGGUCAGUCUCAUCCCCAUCAUCCUAGACCUGAUGAAAGAGUGGGUCGCCCACUCGGAAAAGCUGCCCCGCAAAGCGCUGCAGCAAGUGAGUGAGCCCCAGGCAGCCACGCGGGCCACCGCGCACGUUCCCCAGGCCUCAGGCACCAAGCCCCAGCUUCGGAAACAAAAUUGUGGGCAACUGAUACAGAACGUCCCCAAACCUGGGGGGAAAGACCAAGGAAGUUCAAAACCGCCCUGGAGACCACCUGGUGGGAAGCUGUAACUCGGAGCUGGGGGGGGCCCGCCCGACCCCAGCCCUGCCCCACCCCAUCGCGCUCCCUCCCAUCCCAUCCUGCGGGGCACCCUGUAACUAAGCCUGGUUUCCACCAGCUGAUCCAUCUGUACUGGUGCUCACCAUCCUCGCCAUUUACUAAUCCCUGGGGGCCGCCCCACCGACAACCUACAAACUCUUUCCCUCUAGCGCUUUAACCUCUAACUUUCCUUCGCCUCUGAGUGUCAGGCCCUGUGCCCAGGAGGAGCACCCCCAUUUACAUUGCCGCUGGUGGGUUCGGGGAGGAGGGUGGGCCCCCAGAAGGGCUGGGGCGCUGACCCUCCCACCCAGGCCCAGUUACACAGCCGGAGGAGACCGCGCGGCUCCCUUCUGGCCGCGGGACAGCUGCUCCGGCCUGAGGAUGCUCGAUGGGGUCAGGCCUCUGGACCAAAGGGGAACAAGCCGCCCAGCCUCUCCUUUCGAGAGAGACGGGGAGAAGCCAGAAGAACUGCCAGUGUGGCUCCUGCAGGACGGUCGCCUGGUCCUCACGACCUAACUGCAGCCCAGACGCUGGGACUGUGGCGUUGGUGCUGAGCCUGCCAGAGGUGCUGUCUCACUGUUGGUUUUUCCCUUCACAGGGGGCGACUUAGCUUCUGUAUUCUUGCUUCCUCGGGGGCGACAGUCAAGAAUAAAAACGUGUUCUGGCA
Capra hircus (goat) is the source of this 2186-nucleotide messenger RNA. RefSeq names its product sperm acrosome associated 9 (gene SPACA9). The transcript is spliced from 4 exons. Bases 817 to 1491 code for a protein of 224 amino acids. Lineage: Eukaryota; Metazoa; Chordata; Mammalia; Artiodactyla; Bovidae. Gene Ontology annotation, cellular component: ciliary base; sperm flagellum; acrosomal vesicle. The record is from RefSeq and is a predicted model, not a curated record.